AUGGAAACUGUGCUCCAGAAAGCCAGCUGGAAGUUGCUAUCAUUUGAGGAUGUGGCUUUGUUCUUGACCAGAGAGGAGUGGGAAAACCUUGACUGGGCCCAAAAGUACCUCUACAGAGAUGUUAUGAUGGAGAAUUACAGAAGUAUGAUCUUCUUGGGAUUUCAGUUCCCCAAACCUGAGGUGAUCUCUCAACUGGAGGACUGGGAUGAGCCAUGGAUCCUGGAUCUGCCUAGGGCUUGGAACAGGACGACUUCUG
Chrysochloris asiatica (Cape golden mole) is the source of this 256-nucleotide messenger RNA. Its product is annotated as zinc finger protein 789-like. The transcript has a single exon. Gene Ontology annotation, biological process: regulation of DNA-templated transcription. The annotation marks the transcript as partial. The record is from RefSeq and is a predicted model, not a curated record. Lineage: Eukaryota; Metazoa; Chordata; Mammalia; Afrosoricida; Chrysochloridae.